This is a messenger RNA of Cicer arietinum (chickpea), 1558 nucleotides long. Its product is annotated as granule-bound starch synthase 1, chloroplastic/amyloplastic-like. NCBI's taxonomy places the organism in Eukaryota, Viridiplantae, Streptophyta, Magnoliopsida, Fabales, Fabaceae. The record is from RefSeq and is a predicted model, not a curated record. Gene Ontology annotation, molecular function: alpha-1,4-glucan glucosyltransferase (UDP-glucose donor) activity.
UUAUGUGUUCAUAUUUCUUAACUAACUAGUCCUACUUUUCUUUUGUAAUUUUUUUCCUUGGAAUUAAUCCUCCAGGCAGCUCUAGAAGCAGCAAGGGUUCUGAAUCUUAAGAGCAAUAAAUAUUUCUCAGGACCAUAUGGCGAGGAUGUCAUUUUUGUCGCUAAUGAUUAGCACACCGCCCUUAUCUCUUGCUACAUGAAAUCUAUUUACCAGUCAAUUGGCGUCUUUAGAAAUGCUCGAGUUGUCUUUUGUAUCCACAACAUUGCUUACCAGGGAAGAUUUGCAUUCACGGAUUAUGCUCUUCUUAAUCUCCCUGACCAAUUUAAAAGCUCCUUUGACUUCCUUGAUGGGCAUCUUAAACCAAUUAUUGGAAGAAAAAUCAAUUGGAUGAAAGCUGGAAUUUUAGAAUCUCAACUGGUUUUAACUGUUAGUCCAUACUACGCUCAAGAACUAGUGUCAGGCCCAGAUAAAGGAGUUGAAUUGGACAACAUUCUUCGUCAAACUGGUGUUACUGGAAUUGUUAAUGGCAUGGAUGUUCAGGAGUGGAAUCCAUCCACUGACAAAUAUAUAACAGUCAAAUACGAUGCUUCAACGGAAUUGGAAAGAAAGGCUCUUCUGAAAGAAGCACUCCAAGCAGAAGUUGGAUUGCCAGUUGACAUAAAUAUUCCUCUCAUUGCUUUCAUUGGUAGACUUGAAGAGCAAAAAGGUUCUGAUAUUCUUGUAGCAGCCAUUCCUCAAUUUAUUAAGGAGGAUGUUCAAAUAGUAGCCCUAGGGACAGGAAAAAAAGAAAUGGAAAAGCAACUUGAGCAACUUGAAAUAUCAUACCUUGACAAAGCCAGAGGAGUUGCAAAAUUCAAUGUUCCCCUAGCUCACAUGAUAAUUGCAGGAGCUGAUUUUAUAUUGAUUCCUAGUAGAUUUGAGCCUUGUGGUCUCAUUCAGUUACAAGCUAUGCGCUAUGGAACUGUACCUAUUGUUGCCUCAACAGGUGGAUUAGUGGACACAGUCAAAGAAGGUUUCACGGGAUUUCAGAUGGGUUCCUUCAAUGUCGAAUGUGAUGCUGUGGAUCCUGUGGAUGUUGAUGCUCUAGCAAAGACUGUCAUCAAGGCCCUUGCUGUCUAUGGAACAGUAGCUUUUGCAGAAAUGAUCAAGAAUUGCAUGGCUCAAGAUCUUUCAUGGAAGGGACCUGCUAAAAAGUGGGAGGAAGUGCUGUUAAGCUUGGCAGUUCCUGGAAGUGAACCUGGAUUUGAUGGAGAAGAAAUUGCUCCACAGGCAAAGGAAAAUGUGGCAGCUCCAUGAUGAGAUUGAGGACAAAGAUGUGAGUGAAGCUUCUGCUAGUCUCAAUCUCUGGAAGUUUCUAGGAACUUCACCUUAGUGAUGGAAUGAUUACCCUCUACACUGCAGUAGAUUAUUUAUAAAUGCAUGUUUUCAAGAUUAGCAUAGUAUUUCUUAGAACAACGAGUUAAAACCUGUGUAUCUAUCCACCUACCUUGGAUAGCUUAAUUUUUCUUCUGCAUUAGAACUUUCCUCAACGGUGAAUAAGCUGGAUAACCCUUCUUUA